CUGAGACAGAAUCAGUCAGCCAAGUCUCUGUGAGAACCAGAAUAUCAGGGAUUGUGUCCUGCACCCAGAUAUGAGGUAGGUCCAACUGAGUUACAAACAAAGACACAGCCAGGAGUACACUCAGACUAGCUUGGAACAUAGAGUAGCUUUUUUGUACCUCUUAUCAGGGUGUUUGACAGUUUGUUGAUAAUUGUGAGACCUCUGUUGUUUUGGAACAAGAGGUUUCUCUUCUGCACAUUGUUUCAGACUAGAAGGASAGACAAAGAGACAUAGACAGAAAGAAAAGAGAGAGACACACAAAGCAAUAAACAGACAGACAUUCAGUGUUGGAAGACAGCCAUGGGAGUUGAGGAGCAGAGGGCUGGGGAGUUUUACGUGGAGAGGGAUGUUAUGAACGAGCUUUGCUUGGACGAGUUGGCCAGAAGACGGACUCACUCCACCAGACCUCUCCUGAAGGAGCGGGUGAAAGAUUCCCUCAGGUGUUCAGUGCCCAAGCUGAAGCGUUCUGUGCUGAGCUUURUACCUAUCCUGUCAUGGCUGCCUCGUUACUCAUUGAGACAAGACGCACUGGGAGACCUGAUAUCUGGCAUAAGCAUUGGCAUCAUGCACCUGCCUAUGGGUUUGUACCACCUCUACUGUUUGAACACACACAGGAUCAUAGGAGCAACACUUAUCUCUUACUACUGCAAACUGCACAGCCUAUACAAAGUGGCCGUCGUCGGACAGAUCCCCAAAGGACUACAGCCUCCCAGGUCACCUGACAUUAGUAUGUGGGGUUCGGUAGUUGGUGAUGCAUUCGUAGUAGGCAUAGUGGGAUAUGCCCUUAACAUCUCCUUGGGAAAAAUAUUCGGCCAAAAACACGGCUACAACGUGGACAGCAACCAGGAGAUGGUGGCUCUUGGUCUCUGUAACAUAGUGGGAGGAUGCUUUCAAUGCCACGCUAUUGCUGCUUCUCCGUCCCGUACCCUCCUCCAGGAUAGCACUGGGGGCAAGACACAGGUUGUGGGGCUGAUUUCUUCAGUACUUGUGCUGAUCUUCAUUCUGCAACUGGGGUCACUGUUUGAGGAGCUACCCAAGGCUGUCCUGGCCUGUAUAGUGCUUGUGAACCUGAAAGGCCUUUUUAUGCAGUUUAAAGACAUUCCUGAACUCUGGAAGAGCAAUAAGGUCGACCUGCUGGUGUGGUUGGUAACGCUGGUGUGUACUAUCUUGCUGAACCUGGACCUCGGCCUAGGUGCAUCCAUCGGCUUCUCUAUGCUCACUGUCAUCUUCAGAACACAACUGCCGCGGUACUCUAUCCUGGGGCAUGUUCCUGGGACUGAGCUCUACCUGGAUACAGACACAUAUGAGGAGGCAAAAGAGAUACCAGGUAUCACUAUCUUCCGWUCCUCCACCACAAUGUACUAUACCAACGCUCAGCUAUACCUGGAUGCACUGCAGGAGAAGAGUGGAAUUGACAUUGGAAUGCUGCUGAUGAAAAAGAAGAAAAGAGACACUGAAGAAAAGAGGAAAGACAUGAAAGAAAAAAAUAAAGCCAAAAAGGAGGCAAAAAAACAGAAUGGUGUGAAUGGAUACCUACCCAACAGAACAUUCCAUCCAGAGGAAAAGGGGGAUGUAGAGAAAGGUUCCCCAGACCUGAAAUUGCACCAGACGGCCAUUGCCCUAGUUGACCGACCCAUCAACGGACAGGUAAACUGGGCCUUUGAGCAGCAAGGUAACGGGUUCGACCAGGACUCUAAAACUGGUAUUCAUGGCGAUGAUCACAUAACCCAGACGUCCAGUACCGGAGGAGAAGGAGAGAUGGGGAGGAGCUCCGUCAACGACACACACACCAUCAUCCUGGACUUAUCCACAACCAACUUUGCUGACACGGCCACUGUGAAGACGCUGAAAAACAUAUUCCUAAACUACAGAAAGAUCGACAUUGACAUUUUUUUAACUGGAUGCCAAGUCUGUGUGGUGGAGCAGUUAUUGAGUGCAGGCUUCUUCUCUGAGUCCAUCCCUAAGAGCUGUCUGUUCGCAACGAUCCACGACGCGGUGCUACACAGCCUCCGACUGCAUGGGGCCUCAGACGUACCCAUCAUCUAUGAGUAUGCUCUGGACCUGACCUGCACUACCAAGAUGUAACCAACAGGGGUCACUUUGUUCCUCUUCCACUCCACUCCCUUCCACUCCACCUUUUCCUUCUCCUCCUCUCGUCACUCCGCAUUCCACUGCCU
This is a messenger RNA of Salvelinus sp. IW2-2015, 2216 nucleotides long. NCBI's taxonomy places the organism in Eukaryota, Metazoa, Chordata, Actinopteri, Salmoniformes, Salmonidae. The record is from RefSeq and is a predicted model, not a curated record.